AAACAAAGAUUGCAGAUGCCUUUGCUUACAAAGACAAGAGACCAAAAGUUUAGGAUUGAUUUGAAGUCUUUAAAGUCAUUUAGUAAGAGUUCAAAAGUACUUGCAGACUAAAGACUGAUAUCUAGCAGGCAUUUAUUCCCUCCUCUCCCACAUCAUCCUCAGCAAGGAGAAAUUAGUAGAAAAAAGGAUUCAUUUUGAAUAAUUCUGAUGCCGGAUCACUUAUUGCAGGAGGAAGGUAAAAAUAGUGACUGCAAACUUAGUUAAUGUUUAAAAGAUUCAGAAAAGCUGGCUAUCUAUUUCUUACAAAGUUCAAUACACUGAAGUGGGUUCAUACUUCCAUUGCUCAUCUGCUAUGUAAAAAUAAGUCUGUCUUUUAGAAAGAUGCUGGCAGAGUUCUCAAGCCCAUAUGAUUUUAUCAAACCAUUUGUUAUAGGCAGUUGGAAGAUGAGUGAUUACUGAACCUCUAACACGAGCGAAACUGAUACAGAACUAGGAUAAUUAUGAUGAUUCCCACAUGCUGGGAAAAGUAAUCCAUUGUGACCCAUCUGCCAAGAAAACAAGCCUUCAAAAACCCUGAUUGGUAUGAAAAAUUCUAGGGUCAAUUUUAAUUUCUCGCUUCGUUCUUGGUAAAACAGAGCACUUGAUAUGGACUUGAAAGCCCUCAGUAAACAUGCAAUUUCCCAAGUUACAGGAUGUUAGGACUCACUCUGUUUAAGGGGCUGACCAAAGUUCAGCCUCAGAAUCCAUCUGGCGUUCCAUUCCAUAAAGAUAUGGAGUAGCGAUAAAAACAAUAGAAAAACAUUAGCUCACAAGCAAGAGAAGCUCUGCAGCCUUUGGGUUCAAAGGCAAAAAGAUCCUUCGGGGCCUGCAGGAGUGUGACUGUAGUAUCUUACUUCAACUCCUUCAAACAUCCAUGCCGCCCAGGGAAACGUCUUUCCUUUAAGGAGCUGCAGAUGGGUGGCAGAUUUAGGCCACCACGCACUCAGAAGCACCUUUUUACCUUUGAAUCCAGAGGCUACACAGCCUUACUCAUAGGUAACUACAGCUGCUCCCACCUCUUGGACAAUUAGAAGCUGAGCUUCCAUGUCAAAGUAGAGAGCAAGAUAGGAGAGCUGCUACUAUGAAACUAGAGCACUUUGGACCAUAAACUGGUUGAUAGCAGAGGGAUGCCAAAGAUGAUAAUAAAAACCAUUCCUAUAAGGCGAUUCAGAAAUAAGGACAAUGAAGGCAGCAUUUUGCUUGCUGCUAAUGGCUGCUGUGGGAAUCAACGCUCAGAAGCCUGAAGAUCUUGAAGGCAGCGUUGUGGGAGAGACGCAAGAGUUCAUUUACAGAAACAGAUAUAAACGCUCUAGUGAUGCCCAGGACAAAUGUACUUAUACUUUUAUUGUACCUCAGCAAAAAGUAACAGGUGCCAUUUGUGUUAAUUCAAAAGAACCCGACACUGUACUUGAAAACAGGGUAAAUAAGCAAGAACUGCAGCUUCUCAACAAUGAACUGUUAAAGCAAAAGAGACAAAUAGAAACCCUUCAGCAGCUGGUAGAAGUAGAUGGAGGAAUUGUCAACGAGGUGAAGCUCCUGCGAAAAGAGAGCCGCAACAUGAACUCACGCGUCACGCAGUUAUACAUGCAGUUGCUGCAUGAGAUCAUCCGAAAACGGGAUAACGCGUUAGAGCUUUCUCAGCUGGAAAACAAGAUCCUGAAUCAAACUGCCGAUAUGUUGCAGCUUGCAAACAAAUACAAAGAUCUGGAGCACAAGUACCAACAUUUGGUGGCCAUUGCAAAUAAUCAAUCUAUAAUGAUUGCGCAGUUAGAAGAGCACUGCCAAGGGACAUCAGCCAUUAAACCUGUCCUGCAACCUCCACAGCCACCAAACCGAGUCUACCAGCCACCCACUUACAACCGUAUCACAAACCAAAUAUCUACCAACGAAAUCCAGAGUGACCAGAACUUAAAGGUUCUACCACCACCGCUCCCAACCAUGCCACCAGUUACCAGCAUUCCAACUUCCACUGACAAGCCCUCAGGUCCUUGGAGAGACUGUUUACAAGCUUUAGAAGAUGGCCAUGGCACCAGUUCCAUAUAUCUUGUAAAACCUGAAAAUGCAAACCGACUGAUGCAAGUCUGGUGUGAUCAGCGACAAGAUCCUGGUGGCUGGACAGUAAUUCAAAGACGUUUGGAUGGCUCAGUCAAUUUUUUCAGGAACUGGGAAACGUAUAAGCAAGGAUUUGGUAACAUCGAUGGAGAGUAUUGGCUGGGGUUAGAAAACAUUUACUGGCUGACAAAUCAAGGCAACUACAAAUUGUUGAUAACCAUGGAAGACUGGUCAGGACGUAAAGUUUUUGCAGAAUAUGCCAGCUUCCGGCUGGAGCCAGAAAGUGAAUACUACAAGUUGCGAUUGGGCCGAUACAAUGGCAAUGCUGGAGAUUCCUUUACAUGGCACAAUGGAAAACAAUUCACCACACUGGAUAGAGACCAUGAUGUAUAUACAGGUAAUUGCGCACAUUACCAGAAAGGGGGAUGGUGGUACAAUGCGUGUGCACAUUCAAACCUCAAUGGUGUCUGGUACCGAGGAGGUCAUUACCGAAGUCGAUAUCAAGAUGGAGUUUACUGGGCAGAGUUCCGGGGGGGAUCAUAUUCCCUGAAAAAGGUUGUCAUGAUGAUCAGACCUAAUCCUAACACAUUCCAUUGAAAGAAAUAUAGUCUUCUCAAGAGACAAAAUAAAAAGGUGCCAAUAGUUAUGUGUGUUUUCCAGAACACAUCUUCUCAGCAACAAAGAAUGUAAUGUAUUGCACACUGACUGCUAUUCAAGGAGACCUGUAUAUUGUACUGUUCCGGGAUCAUUCUAGAAGCAAAAUAAGAACAAUUUCAGAUCAUCACUCUUUGUAUGAAAAAAAAAAAGCCACAUUCAGAUGAAAUGGACUGUAGAUAAACUGAAAUGCUAGGAACACUGUCACAUCCUCUAAAUACUUUGUAUGUUAUAUAUACUCUCAAAUCCUGCACAUAUUCAAAACUCUACAGUAAAUAAUAGAUUCAUUUGACACAGGAAAUUAUAUCCUUUGAAACUAUGUAGCCAGUAUGGGUAUCUUAGACUGUUAAAAGCGAUUCUUCUUAAUUUAAUCUGUGUGAACUGUUGCAAAGACUUAGUGCCUGUCCACAACUUUGUCUAGCACAAACAGGAUUCCAACUUUGCUUGGAUGCGAUGCAGUGUUAGAACUUCAUAACGAACUAUUUCAAGUAUAAACUCAAGUUCAGUUUAUACAAACAAUUCCAAUAUUUCUCUUUACUCUUCCUCUUUAACGCAUUGGCCAUUCUCCACAAAUUGACCAAAUGGGUACUAUAUUUUUUUCAUUAUCUCAACAGUACGAACAUUUUUCUAGACUUCUUGGAACAACUUAGACCUUACUUUAUAAUCAGCAGAAAUAUUUUCAGCGCGUAAAUGACAAUUUCAGGUUCUAUGUUAAGUUGCCCUUGCAGACUCAUCAUCUCCUCUCUAAUAAAACGAGCAGUCACGCAACUGACAGAGUCACCUAGUCAAUGGAAUAAAAACUUGGCGGGGCGGGUGGAAAAGAUUCUGGCAUCAUUAAAAAAAAAAACUCAAAGUUUGCUGCUUCCUUAAAUUGAAGGCAAAUAAUAGAUACAGGAACAGAACCUGUUUAAAUAUCCUCAUUAUUACUGUUUAGAGAGACUAUAUGGUGCACAGAACUAUUUGCCAUAUUUUACUAUAAUGGUCAAAUACACAUAUUAAAAGAGAAUUAUGCAAACAUAUCUAUAAUGUCCAUUGUAGAAACUUGAACUUCUGAAUUCUAGUAUACCAAAAUUGAUUAUUUUAAGAAUUUACUUUAUAGGAGCAGUGGAAACCAUAAAGUUUUAAACUGUUAUUACCUCAUUAUUUCAUUCCUAAUGGACAAUGUGCAUUAACAUUUUGGAAUGAGGUAGCAUGUCUUGUAUAUAAAUAAAAGUAGGGAUUUUAAUAUAUGAUCAGAUUACCUUGUAAUGCUGCAAAUGUGUAAUAAAAGCAACAAAUGCUA
Molecule: messenger RNA, 4027 nt
Organism: Python bivittatus (Burmese python)
Lineage: Eukaryota; Metazoa; Chordata; Lepidosauria; Squamata; Pythonidae
Source: RefSeq, a predicted model, not a curated record